CACCUCCAGUCAGGAUGAGUUCCCUGACCUCUGACCCUAACCAGACAGACAUCAACACCAUCAUCCGACCCCCUUACUUCUUCAUCAGUGGUUUCAUAGCCAUCCCCGACAUGAACUACUACUACAUCUUCCUCUGUUUUGUUUACAUCAUCUCUCUGGUGGGCAACACCUUCGUCAUGACUGGCAUCUACGUGGACCGCAGUCUCCACAGCCCCAAGUACAUCGCUGUGUUCAACCUGGCCUUCACAGACGUGUGUGAAAGCACGGCCCUGGUUCCCAAGCUGCUGGACAUGUUUCUGUUCAGCAGACAGCUCAUCUCCUACGAUCAGUGUCUCACGAGCCUCUUCUUCGUCUUCCUCUUCAUCACCAUGCAGUCCUUCAACCUCACCAUCCUCUCCUAUGACAGACUGGUGGCCAUCUGCUGCCCGCUCAGGUACCACAUGAUGAUCACUCACAGGUCCAUGCUCCAGCUGACGGGGGCCGCCUGGGCAUUUGCUGUGUUGAUGGUGUUGAUCUCUGUGUGUCUCAUCACCCGGCUCUCUUUCUGUAGGUCUCUGGUGAUCGACAGCUACCUCUGUGACCACGGUCCCCUGUUCCGUCUGGCGGCCCCCUGUUCUAACGUGGUCCCUAAUCAGAUGAUGGCGUAUCUCAACCCCUGUAUAGUUCUCUAUCUCCCCAUGGUCUUCAUCAUAUCAUCAUACAUCUGUAUAACACACGCCCUGUUCACCAUCACACUGCCCCAGGACAGACUCAGAGCCAUAAAGACAUGUACCUCACACCUAAUACUGGUGGCCAUAUUCUACCUGCCUGUAAUCUUAACAUACCUCCUCCAAUCCCUCAUACCAACCAACGCCCGGAUCAUCAACCUCUCCCUGACCUCGAUACUGCCACCAAUGCUCAAUCCCAUCAUAUACGUUCUGAAGACAGAGGAGUUUAAGGUAUCAGCCAAGAAGAUGCUCAGAAGAGGGGCCCAAAGAGCUGUGACGCAGGUCAAACCAACAUGAAGUACUUGAAUUAUUUAUCUUAAAAAUAAUAUAUUUACAGUGCCUUCUGAAAGUAUUCAUACCUAAACAACCAUUUUCCAGUCUUGGCAUAGAUUUUCAAGCCGAUUUAAGUCAAAACUGUAACUAACCCACUCAGGAACCCACUCAGGAACCCACUCAGGAACAUUCAAUGUCAUCUUGAUAAGCAA
This is a messenger RNA of Oncorhynchus tshawytscha (Chinook salmon), 1192 nucleotides long. Its product is annotated as olfactory receptor 145-like. The transcript is spliced from 6 exons. Gene Ontology annotation, biological process: G protein-coupled receptor signaling pathway. Lineage: Eukaryota; Metazoa; Chordata; Actinopteri; Salmoniformes; Salmonidae. Gene Ontology annotation, molecular function: olfactory receptor activity; G protein-coupled receptor activity. Bases 15 to 1004 code for a protein of 329 amino acids. The record is from RefSeq and is a predicted model, not a curated record. Gene Ontology annotation, cellular component: membrane.